Mucor velutinosus is the source of this 1374-nucleotide messenger RNA. RefSeq lists its product as uncharacterized. Bases 1 to 1374 code for a protein of 457 amino acids. Gene Ontology annotation, biological process: exocytosis. The transcript has 2 exons. NCBI's taxonomy places the organism in Eukaryota, Fungi, Mucoromycota, Mucoromycetes, Mucorales, Mucoraceae. Gene Ontology annotation, molecular function: guanyl-nucleotide exchange factor activity. Gene Ontology annotation, cellular component: cell tip; Golgi to plasma membrane transport vesicle. The record is from RefSeq and is a predicted model, not a curated record.
AUGAAUUGUCAUCACUGUCAGUCAGAUGAACUCAUUUUAUCACUACGACAAGAGCUCAGUACAAAAAACCAUCAGCUACAGCGCAUGGAAUUGGAUCUACAGACCUUGAAUCAGAAAUAUGUAGCCGAGAUCGAACGAGUAGGCAAUGUACAGCAUGAAAAAGACAUGGUCGAGCACGAAUUGGAGGAGCUUAGUAGAAAGUUGUUUGAAGAAGCCAAUGCCAUGGUUGCCAUUGAAAAGAGAGCACGUUGGCAGGUGGAAAACGAAUUGAGACAGACUCAGGAACAUCUCUUGGCGGAACAAACACAACUACACGAGUUGCGGCUCAAAUUGACAACUGCCGACGAUGAAACCGUAUCCGUAGAGCAUGUCGCAAAAAAGAAAAAGAGCUGUUCCAAUAUGCGUGCACAGAUGGAUUUGCAAGAAUUGCAUGGCUUGAAACGUGCCAGUGCCAAUCAUGCUUUGAAAUACACUCAAGGACAACAACGACACCAUCAGGAACAAAGAACCAUCUCGAUGCCACCAACACCAUCUUCUUCCAAUCAUGCCAUCAAAAAGGAGCCGUCAACCCUGGAUGGCGUUCAAUUGCAACUGUUUCAAGAGUACACCAUUGCAUCCUCCAAGCAGCUCUUGUCACCCAAAAAAUUGAAUCAAACGCCCUUUAUGAAGCACUGUCUGUCCGAGGACAUUGAACCCUGUCUUCGAUUUGGACCUCAAUCCAAGCUAUCCAUCAAAAAAAUGAUUGAUUAUUUGUCUCGACAACCUUGCUUCAUUGAACAUGUCACUGCAUUCAACGUGAAUGCGACACCAUCAGCAGCACCAUCGCCAGUACCAGCACAGCAAAGCAAGCCACUCUGGGGAAGAUUUACGGGUAACAGCCCGUCUACCAGUACCAGCACGAGCAGCGCUAGAAACAACAUUAUUGUAGCCAACGCAUGUUCGGCAUGUGCAAGACCUGCUGACCCUGGCAAUAGUCAAUCCGUUUUGCUCAAUUAUCGGUUCAGGUUGGACGAGAAUGAAAAUUGGUUACCUAUUGAUCAGUAUUGCCGAGAUCGAUUGGUAGCCGUUUGUGAAUUUUUUGUGUUUAUACGAAAUAUACAAAUGGGCCUGUACUCGGAUAGAUCCAUUGAGGAUUUGUAUACAGAAAACAUUCGACUCAGGCUCCAGAUGUUUUAUUCUCGCAUGGGCGCAUUACCUGUCGUCAUGGAUGACUUGGGUCUGGAUCCAGAUCAAAUUGGAAAAGCAACAUUACCUAGCCAUCAUCAAAUACACAACGAGGAGGAAGAGGAGGAUGUUUAUUUGUCCGAUGCGUCCUUAUCAACAGGGCCACAUACUCCUGAGCCCCAUUCGACAUCUCCUAUUGCUAAAGUUUAG